This is a messenger RNA of Cicer arietinum (chickpea), 1539 nucleotides long. RefSeq lists its product as uncharacterized. The record is from RefSeq and is a predicted model, not a curated record. Gene Ontology annotation, cellular component: catalytic step 2 spliceosome. Gene Ontology annotation, molecular function: RNA binding; protein binding. NCBI's taxonomy places the organism in Eukaryota, Viridiplantae, Streptophyta, Magnoliopsida, Fabales, Fabaceae.
AUGAAAACCACUGGAGAGUAAGAGAGUUAGGGUUUCUUGACUCUCCAUUUCUGCUCGAUCUUCAUUUACGUAGCAACUUCCGACGAAGGCCAACCCGCACUCCUCUGCCCAACGUCAAAGUCCAUCUGCAGAGUAGCACUCCGCCGCAGCACCGUAUUGGAUACUCGAGCCUGUACCAAUUGAAGUUUGUUAAAUUAAAUUUUAAGCAAAGGUCAGCAUGCAAGGUUUUCCUGGUGAAAGUGAACAUGCUCUGUCAGUUGUUGGUCCAAGGCCAAUGGAAUGGUCUACUGUUCCAUACAAUGCUCCCCGUGUUCCUGGGCCAAAUGGAAAGCAGCGGACCUCAAGUUUGGAAUCUCCAAUCAUGUUGCUGACUGGUCAUCAGAGCGCAGUAUAUACCAUGAAGUUCAAUCCAACGGGGUCAGUUGUUGCAUCUGGAUCGCAUGACAAAGAAAUUUUCCUUUGGAAUGUGCAUGGGGAUUGUAAGAACUUUAUGGUUCUAAAAGGUCACAAGAAUGCGGUUUUAGAUCUUCACUGGACAUCAGAUGGGACACAGAUAGUCUCUGCCAGCUCUGAUAAAACACUGAGGUUAUGGGAUACAGAAACAGGAAAACAAAUCAAAAAGAUGGUAGAGCAUCUCUCAUAUGUCAACAGUUGUUGUCCUUCCCGGAGGGGGCCACCUCUUGUUGUCAGUGGCUCCGAUGAUGGAACGGCGAGAUUAUGGGAUAUGCGUCAAAGGGGUUCCAUCCAAACAUUCCCUGACAAAUACCAGAUUACGGCUGUCAGCUUCUCUGAUGCCUCAGAUAAGAUCUACACUGGUGGUAUUGAUAAUGAUGUCAAGGUAUGGGAUUUGCGUAAAGGCGAGGUUACUAUGACACUUCAAGGUCAUCAGGAUAUGAUUACUAGUAUGCAAUUGAGUCCUGAUGGUUCCUACCUUCUUACAAACGGCAUGGAUUGCAAGCUUUGCAUUUGGGAUAUGCGUCCAUAUGCUCCACAAAAUCGAUGUGUGAAGAUUUUUGAAGGGCAUCAACACAACUUCGAAAAGAACUUGUUGAAAUGUGGCUGGUCACCUGAUGGAAGCAAGGUCACAGCUGGGAGUUCUGAUCGAAUGGUUUACAUUUGGGAUACCACUUCUCGAAGAAUAUUGUAUAAGCUUCCUGGGCACAAUGGAUCUGUUAAUGAGUGUGUUUUUCAUCCCAGUGAACCUAUUGUUGGAUCUUGUAGUAGUGACAAGCAAAUUUAUCUUGGGGAGAUAUGAAGCACGGCGUUUAAAUGAAAUGAACAUGUUGGUGCUUUUUACAAUCAUUAGGAAGUGUACACUUUAGAAGUGCUGAAUUCUUAUGCUGUGUAAUAUUCUGGCGUAAACGUUGUCUCCUGCUUUUGUUGCUAAUUAAUGUGUUUUGGAAUUUACAUUGUUCACUGUUUCAUACUGAACUGCGGGGCCUUUUGGUUUGAUCUUGUAACUGUAGUUGAUAAAUACUCCUCUUUGGUUGAAAUUACUUAUUAGUACCAAGUAUAGAAAUGACAUAUUCGUCAUCGCCA